Molecule: messenger RNA, 949 nt
Organism: Kogia breviceps (pygmy sperm whale)
Lineage: Eukaryota; Metazoa; Chordata; Mammalia; Artiodactyla; Physeteridae
Gene: PRKAB2
Product: protein kinase AMP-activated non-catalytic subunit beta 2
Biological process (GO): signal transduction
Cellular component (GO): nucleus; cytoplasm; nucleotide-activated protein kinase complex
Molecular function (GO): protein kinase binding
Source: RefSeq, a predicted model, not a curated record
CGUGGCUUCAAUUUCAAUAACUUUAUUGGUGGCCUUAGCCGCAGAACAGCCAUCGCACCAUUGGUCCCGGGAGGAGGCAGAGCAUCGCGGGAGGUGGCCCCCGACUCGAGCUGCACCGCCAUGGGAAACACCACCAGCGACCGGGUGGCCGGGGAGCGCCACGGCGCCAAGGCUGCGCGCGCUGAGGGCGCCGGCGGCCAUGCCCCGGGCAAGGAACAUAAGAUCAUGGUGGGGAGCACCGAUGACCCCAGCGUCUUCAGCCUGCCGGAUUCCAAGCUCCCUGGGGACAAAGAGUUUGUAUCAUGGCAGCAGGAUUUGGAGGACUCCGUAAAGCCCACACAGCAGGCCCGGCCCACUGUUAUCCGCUGGUCUGAAGGAGGCAAGGAGGUCUUCAUCUCUGGGUCCUUCAACAAUUGGAGCACCAAGAUUCCACUGAUUAAGAGCCAUAAUGACUUUGUUGCCAUCCUGGACCUCCCUGAGGGAGAGCACCAGUACAAGUUCUUUGUGGAUGGACAAUGGGUUCAUGAUCCAUCAGAGCCUGUGGUUACCAGUCAGCUUGGCACAAUUAACAAUUUGAUCCAUGUCAAGAAAUCUGAUUUUGAGGUGUUUGAUGCUCUAAAGCUAGAUUCAAUGGAAAGCUCAGAGACAUCUUGUCGAGACCUUUCCAGUUCACCCCCAGGGCCUUAUGGUCAAGAAAUGUAUGUGUUUCGAUCAGAGGAGAGAUUCAAAUCCCCACCCAUCCUGCCUCCUCACCUUCUCCAAGUUAUUCUUAACAAGGACACUAAUAUAUCUUGUGAUCCAGCCUUGCUCCCCGAGCCCAAUCAUGUUAUGCUGAACCAUCUCUAUGCAUUGUCCAUUAAGGACAGUGUGAUGGUCCUUAGCGCAACCCAUCGCUACAAGAAGAAGUAUGUCACUACUCUGCUGUACAAGCCCAUCUGAAGGGAUUCCU